Molecule: messenger RNA, 5067 nt
Organism: Leucoraja erinaceus (little skate)
Lineage: Eukaryota; Metazoa; Chordata; Chondrichthyes; Rajiformes; Rajidae
Product: E3 ubiquitin-protein ligase TRIM39-like
Exons: 6
Coding region: 16-1458 (480 amino acids)
Biological process (GO): protein ubiquitination
Molecular function (GO): protein binding; ubiquitin-protein transferase activity; zinc ion binding
Source: RefSeq, a predicted model, not a curated record
ACGGCAGCGCGCGCAAUGGAAAACACUUUGAACCAGGAAGUACAGGAGUUAAAAAUGGCUGCGAAAGACAUUUUCGAGAGUUUAACCGAGGAGGUAGUUUGUCCCAUCUGCCUGGAUUUCUUCACCGAUCCGGUGACAUUGGAGUGUGGGCACAACUUCUGCCGCUCCUGCAUCACACGGAGUUGGGACAGGGAGGUGAGAAACUCCUGCCCGGAAUGUAGAGAGCAGUUUGUGGACCGCACCCUCAGGGUGAAUCGGGCCUUGGCGAGACUGUCUGAGAAAGCACGAACAUUGAGCCUGUGUCGGACAGAGAAGGAAAGUAAACAUCACUGCGAGAAGCAUCUGGAAGAACUGAAGCUUUUUUGUGAAACAGACAAGAAAGUGAUUUGUCUGAUCUGUCGAGAUGCGCGGGAACACAAGUCUCACAGCUUCAUACCGAUAGAAGAAGCUGUUGAAAUCUACAAGGAACAGGUGAAAUCUUCCUUUGAAUCUCUGACAAAAAAGAAAUCAGAGAUCGAGCAAAUGGAGCAGCAACAGAAAGAGAAGAUUUCUGUUGUUUUGGAAGAGUCACACAACCUUCAGUCACAGAUCACAUCCCAGUUUUCUGAACUGCACCAGAUUUUCACUGAGAAAGAGCGGCGUGUACUCGCAGAUAUCCGGGAAGAAGAGAUGAAAAUUCGGAACGCAAUGGAGAAAAGGCUUGAAGAGAUUCAAGCGAAUUUAAAUUCCAUCCAAAAGGAACUCUCAACGUUGCAGGAACAGAUAGGUCAAAAAGACAACAGGAUAUUUCUGAAGGAGGCAACUGGUCGGAGAAGGAGGGUUAGUGAUGAAAUUAAUUCAUUGUCAAUGACAGAUGGUGCCUUGCCAAUUGAAAACUUUCAUCACCACUUUGUGUUGAACACACUGUGGAGAGAAACCUGUGCCAUUCAGCGAGUCUCCGUCACCCUGGAUGUGGAAACAGCGCAUGCGCGGCUCGAGGUGUCUGUGGAUCGGAAGAGGGUGAGAUGGACCCGGACCAAGAGGGGUCUCCCUGACACCAGGAACAGGUUUACAGAUUGGCCGUGUGUGCUGGGAUCGGAGGGAUUCACAUCGGGGAGACAUUACUGGGAGGUGGAGGUGGAGGGCAGUCGGUACUGGUGUCUGGGAGUCGCCGCAGAGUCUGUGGAGAGGAAGGGACCGGUCCCACUGACCCCGGAGACUGGAGUCUGGAGGAUUAGGCGGUUUGAUGACGAGUUUGAUGCAUUCACCUCCCCUCUAUCCCGUCUCCCCGCCCGUCCCAUCCCCGGGAGGGUGGGAGUUUAUUUCAGUUACGAGUCCGGGACAAUUUCAUUUUACGACGCGGACACCAAGUCCCAUCUCCACACAUUCACUGGGAAUAAAUUCACGGAGAAACUUUAUCCUUUCUUCGGGCCUUGGGAUAAAAACCGGUGGCUGAGAAUCUGCUCCGGUUCCGUGUAAAAGGGUGGGGUCCCGGGACCAGCGUCAGGAGCGGGGCUCAGGGGCUGUGGGGCAGAAACCCGGUGGACAGCAGGUCGGCGCUGAACGGCUCCCAUUUAAUCCCCAAAUUCCACAUCGUGAAACCCCAGUGGGCGCGGAAAUAAAAUCAGGGGGAAUGUAAAUGUGGGAAAUAAACAGCAACUGAAAUCAGAGCUGUCUGGCUGUAGAUCCAUUCAUUUUAACGCAUUAACCGCAUCCGGCAAUGGAACAGAAAUUACUUUUGUGGAAAUAUAAAUAUUGAAACAAUCGCCCUUCCCGCGGGUUCAGUAGCAGCUGCGGGCAGCGGGUCCUGAGCUCCGGGCUCCCCCGGGUCCUAAAGUCCGCCAACUUUAAGUGUCGGGUCCUAAAGCCCGCUGACUCUUGUCCCUUCCCACCCAAACCACCCCCACCCCUGCUACUUUCCCUUGCAACCGCAGGAAAUGCUACACUUGUCGCUUUACCUCCCCCUCAACUCCAUCCAAGGUCACAAGCAGUCUCUCCAGGUGAGACAGAGGUUCACCUGCACCUCCUCUAACCUCAUCUAUUGCAUCCGCUGUUCCAGGUGCCAACUACUCUACAUCGGUGAGACCAAGCGUAGGCUUGGCGAUCGCAUCGCCCUACACCUCCGGUCAGUUCACAAUAACCAACCUGAUCUUCCCGUGUCUCAGCACUUCAACUCCCCCUCCCAUAUCCAAUCCGACCUUUCUGUCCUGGGCCUCCUCCAUGGCCAGCGUGAGGCCCACCACAAAUUGGAGGAGCAGCACCUCAUAUUUUGUUUGGGUAGUUGGGUAGUGGCAUGAACAUUGGCUUCUCCAAUAUCAGGUAGUCCUUGCCUUCUCCCUCUUUCCCAGCCCUCCCACAGCCUACUGUCUCAGCCUCUUCCUUUCUCUUUCCCGUCCCACCGUCUCGCCCACACGCAUCAGUCUGAAGAAGGGUCUCGACCAGAAAAGUCACCUAUUCCUUCUCUCCACAGAUGCUGCUUCACCCGCUGAGUUUCUCCAGCAUUUUUGUCUACCUGAGAAUUUAAAGUGUGUUUGCAGCAUUUGCUCUCCACACAACAGAUCCAUUUUUCUGGAACAGAUCUUUGGAAGAAUGGGUUCAAACUCAAGGAGGCAGGGAAUUGGUGUAAACUUUGCUUUGACAGCCAAUGAGUGGGUGCUUCGAGCUGCCCACGACAUUAACAUCAUUUAAUGAUUUAAAGGGCUGUUGUAAUACAACAGACGGUGCAAAGCAAGGCCGGAUUUACGUAUAAGCUUCAUAAGCUUAAACUUAUGCUUUGUUAGCAGUCUUGUUAGUUAGCAGUCUUGUUGUGCGUGGCCCCUUGGGCAAGAGUGACCAUAAUAUGGUUGAGUUCUUCAUUACGAUGGAGAAUGACAUCGUUAAUUCAGAAACAAGGGUCCUGAACUUAAAGAAAGGUAACUUUGAGGUUAUGAGAUGUGAAUUGGCCAAGAUAGACUGGCAAUUGAUUCUUAAUGGGUUGACGUUGGAUAUGCAAUGGAAGGCAUUUAAAGACUGCAUGGAUGAACUACAACAGUUGUUCAUCCCAGUUUGGCAAAAAAAUAAAUCAGGGAAGGUAGUGCAUCUGUGGAUAACAAGGGAAAUCAGGGAUAGUAUCAAAACAAAAGAUGAAGCGUACAAAUUAGCCAGAAAAAGCAGCGUACCAGAGGACUGGGAGAAAUUCAGAGAGCAGCAGUGGAGGACAAAGGGCUUAAUUAGGAAAGGGAAAAUAGAUUAUGAAAGAAAACUGGCAGGGAACAUAAAAACUGACUGCAAAAGCUUUUAUAGAUAUGUGAAGAGAAAAAGAUUAGUUAAAACAAAUGUAGGUUCCUUGCAGUCAGAAACGGGUGAAUUGAUCAUAGGGAACAAGGACAUGGCAGACCAAUUGAAUAACUACUUUGGUUCUGUCUUCACUAAGGAAGACAUAAAAAAUCUGCCAGAAAUAGCAGGGGUCAAAUGAGAUGGAGGAACUGAGUGAAAUCCAGGUUAGCCGGGAAGUGGUGUUAGGUAAAUUGAAUGGAUUAAAGGCUGAUAAAUCCCCAGGGCCAGAUAGGCUGCAUCCCAGAGUAUUUAAGGAAGUAGUCCCAGAAAUAGUGGAUGCAUUAGUGAUAAUUUUUCAAAACUCUUUAGAUUCUGGAGUAUUUCCUGAGGAUUGGAGGGUAGCUAAUGUAGCACCACUUCUUAAAAAGGAAGGGAGAGAGAAAACGGGGAAUUACAGACCAGUUAGUCUAACGUCGGUAGUGGGGAAACUGCUGGAAUCAGUCAUUAAAGAUGGGAUAGCAGCACAUUUGGAAAGUGGUGAAAUCAUUGGACAAAGUCAGCAUGGGUUUAUGAAAGGUAAAUCAUGUCUGACGAAUCUUAUAGAAUUUUUCGAGGAUGUAACUAGUAGAGUGGAUAAGGGAGAACCAGUGGAUGUGUUGUAUCUGGACUUUCAGAAUGCUUUCGACAAGGUCCCACAUAAGAGAUUAGUAUACAAACUUAAAGCACUCGGUAUUGGGGGUUCAGUAUUGAUGUGGAUAGAGAACUGGUUGGCAGACAGGAAGCAAAGUGUAGGAGUAAACGGGUCCUUUUCACUGGCAGGCAGUGACUAGUGGGGUGCUGCAAUGCUCAGUGCUGGGACCCCAGCUAUUUACGAUAUAUAUUAAUGAUUUGGACGAGGGAAUUGAAUGCAACAUCUCCAAGUUUGCGGAUGAUACGAAGCUGGGGGGCAGUGUUAGCUGUGAGGAGGAUGCUAGGAGGCUGCAAGGUGACUUGGAUAGGCUGGGUGAGUGGGCAAAUGCAUGGCAGAUGCAAUAUAAUGUGGAUAAAUGUGAGGUUAUCCACUUUGGUGGCAAAAACAGGAAAGUAGAUUAUUAUCUGAAUGGUGGCCGAUUAGGAACAGGGGAGAUGCAACGAGACCUGGGUGUCAUGGUACACCAGUCAUUAAAAGUAGGCAUGCAGGUGCAGCAGGCAGUGAAGAAGGCGAAUGGUAUGUUAGCAUUCAUAGCAAAAGGAUUUGAGUAUAGGAGCAGGGAGGUUCUACUGCAGUUAUACAUGGUCUUGGUGAGACCACACCUGGAGUAUUGCGUACAGUUUUGGUCUCCUAAUCUGAGGAAAGACAUUCUUGUCAAAGAGGGAGUACAGAGAAGGUUCACCAGACUGAUUCCUGGGAUGUCAGGACUUUCAUAUGAAUAAAGACUGGAUAGACUCGGCUUGUACUCGCUAGAAUUUAGAAGAUUGAGGGGGGAUCUUAUAGAAACUUACAAAAUUCUUAAGGGGUUGGACUGGCUUGAUGCAGGAAGAUUGUUCCCGAUGUUGGGGAAGUCCAGAACAAGGGGUCAAAGUUUAAGGAUAAGGGGGAAAUCUUUUAGGACCGAGAUGAGGAAAACCUUUUUCACACAGAGAGUGAUGAAUCUCUGGAAUUCUCUGCCGCAGAGGUAGUUGAGGCCAGUUCAUUGGCUAUAUUUAAGAGGGAGGUAGAUGUGACCCUUGUGGCUAAAGGGAUCAGGGGGUAUGGAGAGAAGGCAGCAACGGGAUACUGAAUUGGAUGAUCAGCCAUGAUCAUAUUGAAUGGCCGAUCAGGCUAGAAGGGCCGAAUGGCCUACUACUGCACCU